UCAAACGGACUGAUAUAAUUUUUUUGUCCGGAGUUGCGAGUGAUUUGUGCUUUUAAACUUCUGACCCUAAAAUAGUGUUUAAAUAUUAUUUUAAUUUAGCAAGGAAUGAUUUAAUUUCGUGUGAUAAUUAAAAUACCUCCAAGAUGAAUAUUAUGGGAGUAAUUGUAUCCGGGCGUUUGCCUCAAACAGACUUUCAGCAAGUUGGUCAGUCUCAAUUCCUCUUCAAUAUCCCCGAUGCUGACAAUAUCAAUCACAUUGUUGUCUUCCUCACGGGGACAUCACCACUACCGGACGGCAUGGCAGCCGGUGUCUAUUUCAGCUGGCCAGAUCCCAGUGCACCACCUAAUUGGCAAUUCUUAGGGCACAUUUCCAAUUUAAAGCCAUCAGCUAUCUACAAAAUAUCUCAGCUAAAGAAGCUAAAUGAGAUGGAAAGCAAUCCAACGAGUACAAUCUUUGGUACUCAACCCAUUUCACACAUAGCCCAAAUUGGGAUUUCUGUUGAACCCGAAGCUGCGCUAAUGCAGCAAACUCCAUCGCAGACAAGUGCUACGUCAUAUUUGGCAUUUGGACAGAAGAUGCUGGAGAACUUCUUCAAUUUUGCCUCAAGCUUCGCUGUGACACAAGCUCAAAUGGUACCCAAUCCAUCGGAAACUUUUGUACCACUCUCCACGCUCCAGACGUGGUAUACAAACUUCCAGCGACGUCUACAGCAGAAUCCAAACUUCUGGAAGUCCUAAAGGCUUAGUGCUACUCUAAACCUUUUUUCGAUUUUUUUUUUCACUGAAUUUUUAUAGAUAAGACUGCGGGACAAGUAAGUCAUCUUAUCAAUUUCAAGAAAUUAUAUUCAUCAAAUGCAUUUUGAUUUACCCUCUACUCACACCUUGAACGCCUCAAGCUUGGAAAUAUUUAUAAAAAAAAUAAUGUUUUCAUAAAAUUUUUAAUUAAUUAAAAUAAUUUUAAGGAAUAA
Lutzomyia longipalpis is the source of this 967-nucleotide messenger RNA. RefSeq names its product protein OPI10 homolog. Lineage: Eukaryota; Metazoa; Arthropoda; Insecta; Diptera; Psychodidae. Gene Ontology annotation, biological process: protein import into nucleus. The transcript is spliced from 3 exons. Gene Ontology annotation, molecular function: nuclear import signal receptor activity; Hsp70 protein binding. The coding region runs from base 144 to 737 and encodes 197 amino acids. Gene Ontology annotation, cellular component: nucleus; cytosol. The record is from RefSeq and is a predicted model, not a curated record.